CACAUCUUCAUCAGCAUGAAAUGGAGGACAGAGAUGUUCCAACCAGCAGCUCAGCUGACCAGAUGAAAGUAGAAUAUGAUGGAGAGGAUUGUGGAGGAGCAGAAACCAGCAGGAACCCAGUUCUAAAUCCUCAUGGAGAUGCUUCCAACUCUUCAGAGACUGAAGUCAGUAAGGAUGAUGAAGAGGACGAGGAUGGGAACAAUGCUGACUCUCAGCUGGAACACUUGUCAGACUCUGGGUCAACAACUGAAGACAGUGACAAAGACUGGAAGGAGAGCAGAGCUCCUGAGUCAGCUGUAAACUCUGUCAACAAAUGUUUCAGCUGCUCUGAGUGUGGCAAACAAUUUCUGCACAACCGGUCACUUCAGAGACACUUGACAUGUCAUUCAACAGUAAGACGUUCCAGCUGUUUGGAUCAGAAGAAAAGUGUAGAGACGCACAGGAAAGUCCAGACGGGACCAAAAUCAUUUAGUUGUGAUGAAUGUGGUAAAAAAUUUAACCAAAAAGAAAAUUUAAUUGUACACAUGAGAAUUCACACGGGAGAUAAACCAUUUUUAUGUAAUAUUUGUGGACGUAGAUUUAAUCAUAAGUCAAAUUUAAUCAAACACAUCAGGAUCCACACAGGCUAUAAACCAUUUAAAUGUGAGGAUUGUGGACAGAGAUUUACCAACAAGACCUGUUUAAACUCACAUGUGAGAGUUCACACAGGACAGAAACCAUAUGAAUGUCAGAAUUGUGGACAAAAAUUUAGCCAAAAGACAAGUUUAAAUAGACAUAUUAGAAUCCACACAGGAGCGAAACCAUAUGAAUGUGAUUUUUGUGGUAAAAGAUUUAGGCAGAAGUCAAAUUUAAACUUUCACAUGGGAGUCCAUAUUGGACAGAAACUACUUAAAUGUGAAGUUUGUGGACAAAGAUUCAGCCAUGAGAUAACUUUAAACUUACACAUGACUGUCCACACGGGACAGAUACCGUUUGAAUUUGAGGAUUGUUAACAAAGAUUUAGCCAUUUAGAUUUAUUUAAACAGACACACAAAA
Nematolebias whitei (Rio pearlfish) is the source of this 1035-nucleotide messenger RNA. Its product is annotated as gastrula zinc finger protein XlCGF7.1-like. The transcript has a single exon. Gene Ontology annotation, molecular function: DNA-binding transcription factor activity, RNA polymerase II-specific; RNA polymerase II cis-regulatory region sequence-specific DNA binding. The record is from RefSeq and is a predicted model, not a curated record. Lineage: Eukaryota; Metazoa; Chordata; Actinopteri; Cyprinodontiformes; Rivulidae. The coding region runs from base 21 to 992 and encodes 323 amino acids. Gene Ontology annotation, biological process: regulation of transcription by RNA polymerase II.